UUGUUUACUACCUGGAGGCUGUGUCGUUUUUUAUAUAAAAUAUAUUAAUAUCGCAUACAAAAUUGUAAUAAAUAACUCAUAAUGAUAGGAAGUGAUUAUACUUUGGAGCUCUGCAAUGUAUUUCACUCGGGCCAAGUUGAACCUGGGAGUUUCCUUCAACGGCUUACUGGUGGUGUAAAGACAGGUGUGAUCCUUAAAGAUAUAUCAUUUAUCACACAUAGUGGAGAGGUCACCGCCAUUUUGGGAUCUAAAGGAAGUGGCAAACGAGCUCUAUUGGACGUCAUCAGCCGCCGUGUACCCUCAAAAGGUCAUAUUCUGCUUGAAGGCGUGCCCUUAGAAGAGGAUCAUUUCAGGAAUACAUGUGCUGUAGUACGUCAUUCAACGAAGUUGCUUCCAGGUCUCACUGUUCAGCAGACUCUGUCAAUGUCUUUGACCAAGAUUUCAGGAUAUCUAAAAUCAUCAAAGGUCAAACAGGUAAUGGCAGAUUUGGCGCUUUCUCAGGUUUCACAUAAAUGCGUUACAAGUCUGACUAAAAGCGAAUAUCGAAGAUUGGUGAUUGGUGUGCAGUUGAUACGAGACCCAAUUAUACUACUCCUCGAUGAGCCAACAUGGGAUUUGGAUCCGCUCAAUACCUAUCUUGUUAUAUCGAUCUUAUCCAAUAUAGCAAAGAAAUAUGGUUCGGCAAUUAUACUUACCAUGGAGAAACCGAGAUCAGAUGUCUUCCCUUUUCUCGAUCGUGUCGUGUAUCUAUGUUUGGGAGACGUGGUCUAUGCAGGGCCUACCAGAAACUUACUGGAUUAUUUUGGCAGCAUUGGCUUUCCAUGCCCACAAUUAGAAAAUCCAUUGAUGUAUUACUUAUGUCUAUCAACAGUUGAUAGGCGUUCGCGUGAACGGUUUAUCGAAUCGAAUCAUCAAAUAGCUGCUUUGGUCGAAAAGUUUAAAGUUGAGGGUCAAAGUAUUGUGCAGGGUAACCCAACAGAACACAGCAGAAUUAUAAAUCCAAAUAAAAUACAGAUGAACUAUGGCAAGCCUGGAGGCGUCAAAGUAUUGUUUAUGAUUUACUUACGAAUUCUACUAUCAAUAUUUAAUUUUAAGAAGAACGGAAUAAAGCAAAUGUCUAUGCGACUCCUUUCACUACCGAUCUACUUCUGUAUUUUGUGGGUGUUCUACAAUGAAGCAAAGGAUUACCAAAGGGCUUUUAUAACGAAAAGUGGACUUAUCUUCAAUGCUAUAUUGGGAACAUAUUUCAUUAGUAUUAUGAAUACAAUUUGUUUAUAUGGGCCAUACAGAACACGAUACUACCAAGAAUCCCAGGAGGGGUUGUAUAGUGGAGCCAGUCUACUUCUAGCAUGGAACUUGGUGUCACUACCAUUCUCUUUCAUCUCUACAUUUGCAUCUGCUGCAAUUAUUUAUCCGAUACUAGGCGACAUAGCAGAGAGUCUGGAAUAUAUAUAUUUUGCACUGAUACUUUGGUCUUGCUAUAUAUAUGCAGAACAGCAAUCUUUAGCUAUCAUGAUGGUUGUCAAAAAUGGUUUAAUUGCAGCCAUAAUUAACAUUUACAUUACCUGUAUUUACGUAAUGUUGGCGAGUGGAGUUCUAAGAUCCUACAAAGGCUUUGAAGAAUGGCUAUUCUACCUGACAUACGCGACUCAUACACGGUACGCAUCAAUAUUCCUCCAUCGUAAUAUAUUCAAACAACCAACAUUUAAUAUCUUGCCGUACGAUGACGAAGAAAACUGUUCUUCAAUAACGAAUUUAAUUCAAACCUCAAGCAAUUUCAAUGCCACCUCUAACGGUAAUUGUAGGUAUGCCAGCGGUAAAGCAUUUUUAACUGAAAGAUUCACAUCUAAGAACUUCGCUGGUGACAUUUAUCUCAGCGGCGAUUUUAACCCAGAUUUCAAUUUGGGUGUGUCUUUCGCGUUCUCAGUUGGUAUGAUGGUUUUGAAUAAGUUCUUGUAUUUGCUUCCGUUGCCGGGAUAUAUUACAGAUAAAUUUCGGGAGUAGAUAUUUAGGUAUUUGAUUAUUGUUUAAUCAAGUGUUCAUUUAAACAACAGAUUAUAUAGUCUAAUGAAGAACCUUCACAGGUUUUGCUAAAGUAUGUUAAAAAUAGCGGUAGCGAGGACUUUUGAAACGUUUUUGCUUGUAUAAUUGAAUAAAUUCUCAGAAUAGAAUCUGUAUUCAUAUUAACUAUUUGUAUCAGUAAUAUUUUUUAUAGUAAAUAUAACACAAAUGUUAUGUUUUUAUUAAAUAAAACAUUUUUCACAUCUUUAAAUCGUAUAUUUCUUGUUAAAAUUACAUAAUAUAAAAAAAUCAUAAACAAUAUGUUCCCAAACCCUUGCGCAAGUUUAUGGAUAACCAUAGAUAAUAGUUUCUGUUUGAGUUUCAUUUUCACUCUCGCAUGGAAUUGGUAUGUUGUCAUCUAGAAAAGAUAAAUGUAUUAUCUACUAUUUCAUUAAGUAUUAAUACUAUUAAGUAAUAACAAGUUAACUUACGUCCAUA
Molecule: messenger RNA, 2499 nt
Organism: Pieris rapae (cabbage white)
Lineage: Eukaryota; Metazoa; Arthropoda; Insecta; Lepidoptera; Pieridae
Product: ATP-binding cassette sub-family G member 5
Exons: 13
Coding region: 82-2004 (640 amino acids)
Cellular component (GO): plasma membrane
Molecular function (GO): ABC-type transporter activity; ATP binding; ATP hydrolysis activity
Source: RefSeq, a predicted model, not a curated record